This is a messenger RNA of Carlito syrichta (Philippine tarsier), 1957 nucleotides long. RefSeq names its product UTP18, small subunit processome component (gene UTP18). Gene Ontology annotation, molecular function: protein binding. Gene Ontology annotation, biological process: rRNA processing. The record is from RefSeq and is a predicted model, not a curated record. Lineage: Eukaryota; Metazoa; Chordata; Mammalia; Primates; Tarsiidae. Gene Ontology annotation, cellular component: Pwp2p-containing subcomplex of 90S preribosome; small-subunit processome. The transcript has 14 exons. The coding region runs from base 48 to 1790 and encodes 580 amino acids.
GGUCCCCCGGGGCCUCGGUGGUGGCGGAAAGCGGGGCGCCUGGGCGCAUGCGCAGUGAGGUUCCACGUGAGCGCCUGCGUUUCUUCUCAAAGCUAACGAUGCCGCCGGAACGGAGGAGACGGAUGAAACCGGACCGGAGGACCGGAGCGAAAUCGAACCGGAAGACCCGAGCGAAGCCGGAUUGGAGAGGCGGAGCGGGGCCGAGCGGGCGCGGAGCGGGGCCGAGCGGGCCGCCCCGAAAGACUGCCCCUUCAUCCCAGCGGAAACCGCCGGCCCGGCCAAGCGCGGCGGCCGCUGCUAUCGCAGUCGCGGCGGCGGAGGAGGAGAGACGGCUCCGGCAGCGGAACCGCCUGACUCUGGAGGAGGACAAACCGGCUGCGGAGCGCUGCCUGGAGGAGCUGGUCUUCGGCGACGUAGAGGACGACGAGGACGAGCUGCUGCGGCGACUGCGGGGUCCGCGGGUUCAAGAACAUGAGGACUCGGGUGACUCAGAAAUGGAGAAUGAAGCAAAAGCUAAUUUUCUGCCUCAAAAGAAGCCAGUUUGGGUGGAUGAAGAAGAUGAAGAUGAGGAAAUGAUUGACAUGAUAAAUAAUCGGUUUCGGAAAGAUAUGAUGAAAAAUGCCAGUGAAAGUAAACUUUCAAAAGAUAACCUUCAAAAGAGACUUAAAGAAGAAUUCCAGCAUGCCAUGGGGGGAGUACCUGCCUGGGCAGAGACUAAUAAGCGGAAAACAUCUUCAGAUGAUGAAAGUGAAGAGGAUGAAGAUGAUUUGUUGCAAAGGACUGGGAAUUUCAUAUCCAUAUCAGCUUCUCUUCCAAGAGGAAUCUUGAAGAUGAAGAACUGCCAGCAUGCUAAUGCUGAACGUCCUUCUGCAGCUCGGAUCUCGUCUGUGCAGUUCCAUCCUUGUGCACAGGUUGUGAUGGUUGCUGGAUUAGAUAAUGCUGUAUCACUAUUUCAGGUUGAUGGAAGAACAAAUCCUAAAAUCCAGAGCAUAUAUUUGGAAAGGUUUCCAAUCUUUAAGGCUUGUUUUAGUGCUAAUGGAGAAGAAGUUUUAGCCACAAGUACUCACAGCAAGAUUCUUUAUGUCUAUGAUAUGCUGGCUGGAAAGUUAAUUCCUGUGCAUCAAGUGAGAGGUUUAAAAGAGAAGAUAGUGAGGAGCUACGAGGUCUCCCCAGAUGGGUCCUUCUUGCUCAUAAACGGCAUUGCUGGGUAUUUGCAUUUGCUGUUAAUGAAGACCAAAGAACUGAUUGGAAGCAUGAAAAUUAAUGGAAGGGUUGCAGCAUCCACAUUCUCUUCAGAUAGUAAGAAAAUAUACGCCUCUUCAGGGGAUGGGGAAGUUUACAUUUGGGAUGUGAACUCUAGGAAGUGCCUUAACAGAUUUGUUGAUGAAGGCAGUUUAUAUGGAUUAAGCAUUGCCACAUCUAGGAAUGGACAAUAUGUGGCUUGUGGUUCUAAUUGUGGGGUGGUGAACAUAUACAAUCAAGAUUCUUGUCUCCAAGAAACAAAUCCAAAACCAAUAAAAGCGAUAAUGAACUUAGUCACAGGUGUUACUUCUAUGACCUUCAAUCCUACUUCAGAAAUCUUGGCAAUUGCUUCAGAAAAAAUGAAAGAAGCAGUCAGAUUGGUUCACCUUCCUUCCUGUACAGUAUUUUCAAACUUUCCAGUUAUUAAAAAGAAGAAUCUUUCUCAUGUUCAUACUAUGGAUUUUUCUCCCAGAAGUGGAUACUUUGCCUUGGGGAAUGACAAGGGCAAGGCACUGCUGUAUAGGUUGCACCAUUACUCAGACUUCUAACGAGGUCAUUUGUGAUCCAGUUGAGUCAUAAGAGAAGCCUGUCCCAAUAUGUCUUCCCAGAAACUUUCCUGAAUGUGUGAUAUUAUAUGGAUAAUGAUUUAUGGAGCCAGUUGUGCUGAAGUUAACAGCAAUGUCUUAAUAAACACAUGGCAGCUUUUGCUUGAAAA